AAUUUAUGACCGAUAUUUUAUGCCUCAUUGCUUUUAUUGGGUCUUCCGGAAUUGAAGAGGAGCUUAAUGGUAUCCAGCCAUCAAAAUUUGUUCUACCAAACUCAUAUUCCUAUCUAUCCACCUUAUAG
Messenger RNA from Racocetra fulgida, 128 nucleotides. Lineage: Eukaryota; Fungi; Glomeromycota; Glomeromycetes; Diversisporales; Gigasporaceae. The record is from the annotation of a GenBank genome assembly.